AUGGAAUGCGGAACCGGCUUAGUAGCACAACCGAUAGACAGGAACAAGGAACAUUCUCAGGAGCCUCCGCAACACACCGACAAUGACUUGAAACGGAGUCAGUCAGUGGCUGUGGGAGCAUACCAUGUUCAGGAGCCAGAUGCUUCUCCUGCUGGGAUUCGGAAGUAUGGAAGUGGAUCUUUCUUGGGUGGCCUUACCGGAACGCUCCCGGAAAGCUCCAUCAGGACAUCCUUAAGCCGAUCAAGGGGAGGUUCAUUGGCGAUAAGCCGCGAUGCGGAAAAGGAGGCAAGAGCGGCAUCAGUGUUUCCUGAAGAGAAACUCGGGUUGGCACGUAUCAAAGUGGAAAGGAGUAACAGAUGUGGAGGAGAUCUUCGAAGCCGAGAGCAAUGGGCGAUAAUGCAAGCCAUGCUUAAUGAAACACCUCGGGCUGAUGGCACUUCCUCUCCGUCGAGGCUUGCAAGAACAGAAUCAAAGCAGCUGCAAAGCAUUAAUGAGAUUGAACAAUCGGGACCUCAGGUUCAGGGAGAAAAAAUCCUGGUUCCUCUUCAUCAAGAUAACAGCAUCGUUCAGACCAGUCAGCCUCAAUAUGGAUAUGGCAGUGUUGCUUGGGAGCAGCCACCAACAAAGGCACCUGAUCGAGCUGUUCCGAUAGCUGAUUGGAAGAAGAAGAGCUUGGCAAGAAAGUUGAGCUAUCCUGGUAGCAUAAUCGGCCCUUACAGGAUUGUUCUUUUCAUCCGUCUUUGUUCAAUCCUUGGAUUUCUUCAGUAUCGGGUUGCCAACCCCACAGAGACAGGAUAUUGGCUCUGGCUGAUGUCUGUCAUUUGUGAGAUAUGGUUUGCUGUUUCGUGGGUGCUCGACACACUUCCGAAGUUGACUCCUGUCAAGAGAGAGACGUACAAAGACAGGCUGAAAGCUGUGUAUGAUGACGGAGGUGAAAUGCUCCCACAGUUGGAUGUUUUUAUCACGACUGCUGAUGCCACCAAGGAGCCACCUCUGGUCACGGCAAACACAAUUCUUUCUGUUCUGGCGACAAACUACCCACCUGACAGAAUUGCCUGUUACUUGUCUGAUGAUGGGGCAUCUAAGCUGAUGUUUGAUGCCAUGGCCGAGACUGCUGGAUUUGCACGACUUUGGGUUCCUUUUUGCAAGAAGCAUAGCAUUGAGCCAAGGUCCCCAGAUGCGUACUUCAGCCUGAACGUGGACUUUUUGAAGAACAAAGUGCAUCCUGAUUUUGUCAAGACUCGGCGCAAAGUGAAGAGAGAAUAUGAGGAGUUCAAAGUUCGCAUGAAUGCUUUGGUUGCUGAGAGCCGUUAUCCCCCGGAGGAAGGCUGGAUGCUGGAGGAUGGAACACCCUGGCCAGGCAACAAUAGGCGUGAUCACGAUGGGAUUAUCCAGGUAUUUCUACACCCUGAUGGAGACGUUCGUGACUUUGAGGGAGGAGUUCUUCCACCUCUCAUCUAUGUUUCACGGGAAAAGAGGCCUGGACAUGAUCACAACAAGAAAGCAGGAGCGAUGAAUGCUCUCUUGAGAGCCAGCGGAUUGAUCACUAACGGUGCUGUGCUGAUGAACUUGGACUGCGAUCACUACAUCAACAAUGCUGAUGCUAUUCGCGAUGCGCUUUGCUUCUUCUUGGAUCCCAUACAAGGUUACACUACAGGCUUCGUGCAGUUCCCCCAGCGUUUUGAUGGAAUUGACAGGAACGAUCGUUAUGCAAACCAUAACACAGUGUUCUUUGACAUCAACAUGAAAGGCCUCGAUGGGCAGCAAGGACCUGUAUACGUUGGAACAGGAUGUUUUUUUCGUCGCCGUGCCCUCUAUGGUUAUUUUCCCUCUCCAAAUCCAAGUAAGGUUGGCAUGUCAAAGAAAGCCAAGAAUGGUCUGUGGAGCUACCUGUGCUGCUGCUGCCUUCCCCGAAAGAGACCGGAAGAGUCAUUAGAUGGACAUGAAUCGAAUGAUCAGGAUUCCACUCAACUGGUGAAGAAACCCAAGCUUCCAGCAAGGCUGGGUGCUUGUGCCCAUUUCGUCAACACCGCAACUGGCGAUGAGAACCUGUCGGGAGAUGUUGAGGAGCAGCCUUUAAGCCCGAGAUCUAUGCUUAGUGAUGUAGUUCUUACCAUCAGCUGUGACUAUGAGGCCAACACGGAUUGGGGCAAGACUGAUAGCGUAUGCAAACAACGCAUUCUAUCCAUUUACCAGUGUGGCAAUCUUCUCAUACUGUCUUCUGCCACCCCUUGCCCUGCUUACCGACUUUUUCUUUGUCCCAACGCUGGAUCGCUAUGCAGUCAUCUGGUUUGCUGUACUCAUCCUGUCGUUUCUGGCAUCCUCUGUGCUGGAGCUGAAGUGGAGCAAAGUUUCUUUUGA
Molecule: messenger RNA, 2361 nt
Organism: Closterium sp. Naga37s-1
Lineage: Eukaryota; Viridiplantae; Streptophyta; Zygnematophyceae; Desmidiales; Closteriaceae
Source: the annotation of a GenBank genome assembly